Molecule: messenger RNA, 1151 nt
Organism: Drosophila rhopaloa
Lineage: Eukaryota; Metazoa; Arthropoda; Insecta; Diptera; Drosophilidae
Gene: 7B2
Biological process (GO): regulation of hormone secretion; neuropeptide signaling pathway
Cellular component (GO): secretory granule
Molecular function (GO): enzyme regulator activity
Source: RefSeq, a predicted model, not a curated record
GCAUUCCUGUACAUUCCACAAAUUCAACUGGUAGCCGUCACAUCGGAGCGAAGAACACUACGUCACAUUGGUAUACACACCGAAUCGAAGCAGCUGCCGCCGAAAAAUCAAUAUCUUAGCAAACUUUUACGUGGACGGUUGAAAUCGGUUAGAAAUGCGCAAUAUGUUUUCCCGUUCGCAGAGUGUGCACAUGCUGGUUGGUGCGCUCCUUCUGCUUUCCAGUAGCUACCAAGUGCAUUCCUAUGGCUCUAAGGAUAUUUUAGCCGAUGCCCUGCUGACGGAUCUUCUCAAUCGUAUGGACAACGACAUGCAGGUGGGAUACUAUGAUGUGGACAACGAGGCAGCUGCUGGCUCCAAGGAUAAUGUUGACCUCGUCUCCCGAUCUGAGUACGCCAGGCUGUGUGAAGGGGGAAGCGACUGCAUCCUGCCAUCGGGAGCUGGUUCCCAUCCCUCCCUGCGGGACCACGAGUUCACGCAGCAUAGCUCACUCUGGGGUCACCAAUUCAUCUCUGGAGGCAUGGGAGAGGGUCCCAAUAGGUAUCCAACUAUUGUGAAGAACGAUGCCGGCCUGCCAGCAUACUAACCCCCUAAUCCCUGCCCGGAGGGCUACGACAUGGAGACCCAAGGCGGCAGCUGCAUCGUGGACUUUGAGAACACGGCCAUCUUCAGUCGGGAAUUCCAGGCGGCUCAGGACUGCACCUGUGACAAUGAGCAUAUGUUCGACUGCUCGGAUCAGGAUAGUGCUGAUGCCGUACCGGACAAGGCUGACUUGAACUCUGCCGUGGAGCAGUACAUCCUACAGAUGGGCCAGGAAAACAGUCUGAACAACGUGAACAGCCUGGUAAAGAAGGCCGGAUAUCCGGCAAUGCCCGAUCCGCGCUUGGAUGCUGCAGUCAUGAACCCGUUCCUCCAGGGCGAUCGCUUGCCCAUCGCCGCCAAGAAGGGCAACCUGCUCUUUCACUAAACUAGCUCGCUGGUAACUCGAGCAUAUACGACCAUACCUACAUCUUUUUCUGUAUUAGGUGUCUAAUACUAUUACCUAUCAUAGUUGGUUAUUAAUGUUGUCCCGCAACUAAAGUCUAGAAAUGUUUCUUCCCUACCCCGCAAAUAAAGUUAUUCGUAUUAAACCAGGGCUCUAAGCCGAACACAAA